AUGCACAACACUACCAUUAAUAGUAACCUCACUUUCACUACUUAUAAAAAUCCCUUCGAGGAUGAUGAUCAAGAGCAUGAGCAUGAUCAAUUACAAAUACAAUACUACGAUGAUGAAUCCCUUUCACUUUGUGAUCUUCCAACUAAUCCUUUUGAUCAGCACAAUUUCUCCGUUAAUCACAGCCGUCGAUCCUCUACCGCCUCCUCAUCUGAUCCUACAUCUGAUUUCUUCUUUGAAUUCCUCAUAAACAACGAUGAUGACCUCAUUACUGCUGCUGAUAACGUCAUCUUGCAUGGUCGUCUUCUUCCUUUUGCUCCUCCUCAUCGUCCUCGUCGUUCUCUGUCUCUCUCCUCCAGUUUAACUCGUCCUCCUCUCGCUGAGUCGUCAGCUGAGUCACUUCCUGCUAUUCGUCCAAGUCGCUCCCUCGAUUACAGGAAGUUACACCGGAAUAGGUUUAAUCCGAAACCGAAAUCAAAAACAGAGUUAUUUCAUAGGUUUUCGAAGAAUAGUAAUACUAAUCACAAUCGAUGUAAUUCCGAUAAAAUUCCGGCGAAAUCGUCGUGGUAUUGGCUACUAUUCAGUCUACCGGUGAAAGUCCAGGCGGAAAUGGAGCUAAAAGACAUUAAAAACCGUCAAUUUCGCCGGAAUUCUACUCCGGAAAAGCUGUAUUCCGGCAAUCAGAGUUGUUGUUCAUCUGCUUCUUGGAGAUUUCUCAAUGUAUUGAGCUGUAAAAGCCAUGCCGCUGUCGACGUUACUAAUACGGCACCGUUUCGAAAAUCUUUGAUGUGA
This is a messenger RNA of Amaranthus tricolor (Joseph's coat), 789 nucleotides long. RefSeq lists its product as uncharacterized. The record is from RefSeq and is a predicted model, not a curated record. The transcript has a single exon. Lineage: Eukaryota; Viridiplantae; Streptophyta; Magnoliopsida; Caryophyllales; Amaranthaceae. The coding region runs from base 1 to 789 and encodes 262 amino acids.